Dichotomopilus funicola is the source of this 2019-nucleotide messenger RNA. Its product is annotated as FAD binding domain-containing protein. The transcript is spliced from 8 exons. Gene Ontology annotation, molecular function: FAD binding; oxidoreductase activity. NCBI's taxonomy places the organism in Eukaryota, Fungi, Ascomycota, Sordariomycetes, Sordariales, Chaetomiaceae. Bases 1 to 2019 code for a protein of 672 amino acids. The record is from RefSeq and is a predicted model, not a curated record.
AUGGCCACCAAACGCCCUGAUUUCACAUGGGAAAACGGAUACCAAGCGCCCUAUGCAGUUCCCGAAGACGACGACGCGAACUCGUAUAUCCCGGCUCCUUCGGUCGAGCUAGUCACGUCGCCGGCACAUAACCACCUCGGAGUCAACGUCAUUCGGAGUUGGCCAACGCUGUACGAUGGGACAAACAACCCGCACGGGACGCCCGCGUGGCGGCGGCCGAAGUCUCAUGUUGAUGUGCUGAUUGUGGGAGCCGGCCCCAGCGGACUCGGCCUCGCAGUUAGCCUAUUGCGACAAGGACUUAACUACCACAAAGCAGACGCUCCCCUAGCCGCAGGCUGCGCCGACGGUGUUCAGCCCCGGUUCCUCGAGACAGUAGCAAAAUGGGGUCUAGCCGCCGAGAUCCAAGAGGAAGGCCCCUUGAUUGAGCGCACGGCCAUCUACAAGGACGGCGAGAAACUGCUGUUCAACCGGUCGCACCAGUCUGAUUCUCGGUAUCGAGGCUUGCAUGUCAUCACCCAGGGCCAGAUUGAGCGCGUCUAUCUGCGUGAUCUGCUUCGACACCAGACUAUCGUCGAGCGGAGCUGUUCUCUGGCUGGGUUUGAUGUAAGUAAUGACCAGACGGGCGAACACCCCGUUCGUGCGACAGUUCACAACCAUCGGACGGGCGAGGAGGAGGUCAUCCAGGCCAAGUUCCUUGUCGGGUCCGAUGGGGCCUCAAGCGGUGUACGGAAGAGUCUCAGGAUCCCGUUUGAUGGCAGAGCUCUGACCCAUACUUUUCUGUUGCUCAGGCUGUACACUCAGCUGGAUGUGUCGCAUACCGGCCCGAUCAGCGCUUCAAGACAGGCCAAAGACCCGAACUUUGCCGAGUCAGGAGGGAAGGUCGAGGUCCACUCCAUCACGCCCGAGGAGGUCCUCGAGCAGGCCAAUAAGAUAUUCGCUCCAUACACGCUGAAAUUUGCCGCGCCGCUGAGCUGGUUUGCAAUCUGGAGGAUCUCGGAACGAGUGGCUCGUACCUACUCGUCGCCCGACAUGAGGGUGCAUUUGGCCGGAGACGCAGCCCAUGUUCACAGCGUACUGGGCGCUUUCGGGCUAAAUGCCUCCAUCCUAGACGCUUGCAACCUCGCCUGGAAGCUCGGCCUCGCGGCCAAGGGGCUAGCCAAAACCGAGACGCUUCUUUCCACCUACACGCGCGAGCGGCGGAAGCAUGCCACUAGAAUCAUCCGCGUCUCGGGCGAGUACCUUCGCUUCAUCUCCGGCUCCUCGCUCUCCGUACCCGACCUGGACAACCCCGAAUCUCUGAACGGCACCAACAGCAGCAAAGGCACCAACGGCACCACCACCACAACAACAACAACAACAAACGGACAUCCAGCUACCAAUGGCACGGAUCUCGACUUCAUCGGCCGCUUCUUCAAGACGAACGGGCAAUUCCUUCAUGGAGUGGACUGCCCCUACGACGAAUCCGCCGUCGCCUUGUCUCCCGCCCUACCAUCCACCAGCCGUUCGCCACCGAUCCAAGUGCGGAGCGGUGUGCGCGCGCCAAACCCAAGGGUGUGUCUCUCGAAGGACCGGACGGGAUAUCUAUACGAUGUUUUGUCUGGGGCCGGGCGGUUCCACCUCGUCCUCUUUGCGUCAUCUCUGGAAAGCGCCAAGGUACGGCGCCAGCUGGCCAAGUUCGUGGAUGGUCUCUCGGACUCCAGGAACGGUUUCUACCAUCGGCUUGGCGGGGAAGCUCUGCUGCAAAUCGUCCUCGUCAUUAAGAAGCUGCCGUUUGAGUUUGAUGAGUUUGCUGCUACUGAGACUGGCCGCGACCUUAUUGCACCUUUGCUAGAGUUCAAGUCGACCGUGGUGGUUUUUGACGACCGCGCCCCGGAUGAGGACGCCCAUACCACGUGGGGGGUAAACCACCGCACGGGAGCGUUCGCUGUCAUCCGACCUGACUUGUGGGUUGGCACAUCGUGUUAUCUGAAGGAGACAGACAAACUUGCGGGGCACUUUCAAGGGUUUUUGCAUGGAUGA